Molecule: messenger RNA, 1668 nt
Organism: Zophobas morio
Lineage: Eukaryota; Metazoa; Arthropoda; Insecta; Coleoptera; Tenebrionidae
Gene: Scamp
Product: secretory carrier-associated membrane protein 1
Exons: 7
Coding region: 152-1180 (342 amino acids)
Biological process (GO): protein transport
Cellular component (GO): recycling endosome membrane; trans-Golgi network membrane
Source: RefSeq, a predicted model, not a curated record
CAUCUGUCAUUUGCAUUCUGUCAAAAAAGAGCACGAUUGUAAUGACUAUAUGGCAAAAUAUGGUGUCCUGUCAAGCAUGAUAAUGGAUUUCUAGAUAAGAUAAUAAAAAUUUGGCAAGCAGGUGUUAAUACAGAAAGAAUAUUUUGUAAAAAUGUCGGGUUUUGACGAUAAUCCAUUUGGUGAGCCUACAAUAGACAACCCUUUUGCGGAUCCUUCGGUACAACAGGUAGCAAGAAACACCAAUGCACAGAUUAAUGUUAAUGAUUACAACCCGUUCGAUAAUCAACCCCAAAACACAAGGCCUAUGGGUUACAAUCAGCCCAACACGACACCUGCAAUCAUGCAGCCGACACAAGAACCACCAGCGUACACCAAAAGUGGCCAGCAAAUUCAUGAACCACAACCCGCCCUAAAUACAGAAGACUUACAGCGACGCCAAGAAGAAUUAGAGCGUAAAGAAGAAGAAUUAGCUCGCAGAGAAGAAGAAAUGCGUCAGUCCUCGUACAACGUUAGACGCAAUAACUGGCCGCCUCUUCCCGAACAAUGCUGUUUCCAACCUUGCUUUUAUCAAGAUAUCCAAGUUGAUAUACCUUUAGAAUUUCAAAAAAUAGUGCGUCAUUUGUACUAUCUCUGGAUAUUUCAUGGUAUAAUCAUGUUACUAAACGUCCUAGGAGGAAUUGUUUUACUAGAUUUUAAGAUAAUUGGACUUGGGAUUUUGUAUACAAUAUUAUUUACGCCAUUUUCUUAUUUGUGUUGGUUCCGACCAGCAUAUAAAGCAUUCCGUUCUGAUUCGUCAUUUAAUUUUAUGGUGUUCUUCUUCAUAUUUUUCUUUCAGUUUGUUGUCACUACCAUCCAAGCUAUUGGAAUCCAAAAUUCUGGAACUAUUGGAGUGAUAACCGCUAUCGAGACUUUUGAUAGUGGCGCUUGGGACAUAAUCAAAGGCAUUUUGGCUUUGAUUAUCGCAGCUGGUUUUGGUUGUGCUGCGGCCGGGGACUUGUUCCUUAUCACAAAGAUUCAUCGUAUGUAUAGAAGUACCGGAGCUAGUUUAGCCAAAGCUCAGCAAGAGUUCACGACUGAAUUCCUUCGUAACCAGCACGUUAGAAGCGCGGCUAGCAAUGUAGCUGCAGCAGCUGUGCAGUCGCAGUUUGGCCAAAACCAAAAUACGAACACAAGAUACUAAUACUGUUCAACAAAAUGGUACUCUUAUCUCUCUCAGUAUUUAGUCUUUUGUGUUGAACAGCAUGUUAUUCAAAUUACUAAAUUAUAUGUGAUCACAUGUGGACGUGAACUAUCAAAGGAAAAUCACGAUAUAUAAUAAUUUUGUUAUAUAUAUAUGUAUAUUUUUACUGGAGUAUAUCAGAUACAUCGACUCACGAGUUGUUAGGUUGUAUUGUAAAUAUAUUUUUUCUUUUUUUAGUAUACUUGGAGAUUUGCGAGCCAACAUUUGAUUAAUCUGACAGAGCGUCUUAUUUAUCACAUUACAGCUUGUACUUAACCAUUGGCUUUGUUACAGUUAAAAUAGUUUUUCACAAAUUUAAUAGAGUAGUAUCUGUGUUAUUUAUGUAAUAUUAACUGGUACUUUGUAUAUGACUUCAAUAUGUUCGUUCCAAUUUCUUAUUGUUUUAAUAACAUGUAGAUACACUAAUAAAUUUAAUAUAAUUACGAAAA